AUGGGUCAACUGGACUCGUUCCCUCGAGAACUUCUAUAUUUGACUCUCGAGUACUGCAACCUUGAGGAUUGCAAGAACCUGCGGGCGACAUGCAAGUAUAUCAGUGGCCUUACCAAUGAGCGAGUCUUUGAGACAUAUCACAUCGCCUUCUUUCGGUCGCAUCUGGAGAGAUUCGUUGAACUAUCUUCAAACCCAGUCAUUGCGAGAUGUAUCAAACGUCUUGUCUUUGUGGGUGAUAUACUACCAAAUAUCGAAGACGUCGAUGAGUUCAAGAAGUUGAUCGAUAUGCGCGAGCCCUGGUCCACCUUCUCUAAGAGGUACAUUGAGGACCGGAUUACCAUGGACCCGACGCGUAUGGAAACUCGCUCAUCCUCGGACGAAGAGUACGACUACCGCAUACGAGUGCUGGCGGAAAGACAAGACCUUCGUCUUGCAGCGUUGAAGGAAUACAACAGCAUACACAAGCACACUUUAAAUCACGAUCGGUUGAGCUACCACUUCGAUCAGUACGCAAGAUAUCGUCAUGAACAAGAGAACUGGGGUUCUGACGAUUCCUUCCGUGAGGCGCUAUCACGCCUGCCAAAUUUGACUGUUGCGGAGAACACAAAACAUGGCUUUGCUGACAACCAUCUCCGGUUUCCAUGGAACCGGAUGAAGAAGGAUAUCCUCCUUACGCCAGACCAAUGGAUGCAUCUGAGUGCUGUCGAAGUUGACGACGAGGAGGGACAUCGUGUUGUAGAUCUGGAAAGAGGUCCUAUCUACAUGAAGCAUGUGGACUGUCUUCUGGCUGGGAUCGGACGUCGCGCAGCCUCCCCUCAUGUAUCACCGAUCCGGACUCUGCGUCUUGUCAAUAUCGGUGGACAACCACUCCUCGACAUGAGCGCGCAGUAUACUCUGCCAGGGACCCCUGACUCCGAACAGAGCGCACCUCACAUGCGAGACGAGCUGCCUCAAGAGACCAUCUCUAACAAGUUACAAGGUUUGUCGCACUUGGAAAGACUAGAGCUGGACACGAAAUUCGAGACUGCGACCCCUUGGCAAACAAAGCAGCUCUUUCAGGAGAUCCAUGCUAUCUUGUCAGCAGCAGCGCAUUCUUUGAAGACCUUGAGACUUGAAUGUCGUGAUGAUGACUACGCCUGGGCUGUCGUUGAAGAGCCCACAGAAGACGACACAAUCGCUCAUCUCAAGAUUCCUAUACUGCCGCAAUUGGAAUCCCUACGGAUAAGUGUCAAUGCAACUGACGAAAGCCUGGUCGAGCUCCUACGCGCGCAAUCAAAGACACUGCACUGUCUCGAGAUUGUGGACUGCAACUUGGUUGUGGGCACAUGGAAUUCCGUCCUUCGCCAAAUUCCAGAGAUAUUCGACACUGGCUUACAACGUAUCUACUUGGAAGGACUGCACGACGAGGAUUAUUCACUGGAGUCUGGCGACGAAGCCUUAUUUGAAGACGGCUUGGAUGUUGGAGAAGGCGCACAUCCACACGAUCGCGCGAUCCUCAAAUAUCUGCUCCACGGUGGAGAGAUGCCCGAGUUGGAUUUCAAUACUUGGUAUGAGCGCAAUCGCGAACUUGCUGACAGAGGAAUCACCGAGUGGGAAGAUGAGCUCCUCGAUUCAGAAGUGCCGUAG
This is a messenger RNA of Aureobasidium vineae, 1626 nucleotides long. Lineage: Eukaryota; Fungi; Ascomycota; Dothideomycetes; Dothideales; Saccotheciaceae. The record is from the annotation of a GenBank genome assembly.